Sungouiella intermedia is the source of this 2226-nucleotide messenger RNA. Lineage: Eukaryota; Fungi; Ascomycota; Pichiomycetes; Serinales; Metschnikowiaceae. The record is from the annotation of a GenBank genome assembly.
AUGCCGAGCCCCUUUGCCCCCACCGACUCGAAGUACGUGUUUAACAACUACGCUGAGUGCGGUAUACCCUUCGACAAGCUCGCCGAGAAGCACUUAGCUCUUCCCGACAGUGAUGAUUCCAUCGCUAUCCCUGGCCUGGCCGAGCCAGGCUACUCGGCGACUUUCCGCUGCAAGGCAUCGAAGUCGCUCAAAACGGCCUUGUCUAGCGAUCUCGAAACCUACUACCACUUGUGGAAGAACGCUGUGACCUUUUAUGGUGACAAGCCAGCGUUCUCCUCGAGACCCUACGACUAUAAGACACAAAAAUCCGAGCCCCGCUACGUGACUAAGUCUUUUACCGAAGUGGAUACCUUGAAGCGCAACCUUGGCUCCGGAAUCAUGUUUCUUCUUCGCAACAACCCAUUCAAGAACCCUGACAUCGAGUCUCACCGCAAAAUUGAUGCCCACACCACCGACUACGCCUCCUACGACAAGGAUAACCACUCCUUUAUCGUCACUUUGUACCUGGCCAACCGUGAGGAGUGGGUUUUGGCAGAUUUAGCGUGUGUUUCCUACGCCAUCACCAACACCGUCUUAUAUGACACUUUGGGUGACUCGGCAUCCGAGUACAUUUUGGAGCUCACUGAGUCGCCUAUUGUGAUCAGCUCCUAUGAACAUGUAGAGACGAUCAUCUCCUUGAAGGAGAAGUUUCCAGACAGAUUGGCUGCGCUCAUCUCGCUCGUUUCCAUGGAUCCUUUGGAUUGCCAGUCCGCAUCCAUUGGCGAGGCCUUGGUCAGGAGAGCUCGUGCUGCCCGAAUUGAGCUCUACGACUAUAACCAGGUCUUUGGAAUCGGAGAACUCUUCCCUCAUGCAGACUUGCCUCCUUCACCAAAGACUACUUACACCAUUAGUUUCACUUCUGGUACAACAGGCAACGCCCCCAAGGGUGUGGUUUUGACCCAAGAAAACGCUGCUUCGGGUGUCACUUUCCUUGCGUGCCGUGUUCCACGUAUCAAGAACGACACGGCGUUGUCGUUUUUGCCAUUAGCUCACAUCUUUGAAAGACAGGCCCUCGCUUACAACUUGGUGUUGGGAGGCUUGGCUGGUUUCCCCCAGCAUGGAGGCUCAGCCUUGACAUUGAUCGAGGACUUGAAGUUGUUCAAGCCUAAGCACAUGACCAACGUUCCUCGUGUGUACACAAAGAUGGAAACUGCCAUCAAGAAUGCCACCGUCAACCUGGACCUGGCUCUCAAGAAAUCACUUUUCGAGAAAUGCAUUGGUAUCAAGUACAACAGACAAGGAGCUGCUGACGAGCAAAAGGGAGAGCUCUGGGUAUACGACCAGGUUUUGAUGCCCAAGUUGCGUGCUGCUUUGGGAUUCGACAACAUGGUCUACUGUAUCACGGGCCUGGCACCAAUUUCUCCGCUGACUGUGAAGUUCAUGAAAGCUGCCCUUGGUAUUGGCUUUUCUCAAGGUUAUGGAUUGACAGAGCUGUUUGCUGGAUUCUCGUUCAGUUCGCCUUAUGAGAAGGUUCCAGGCUCUUGUGGUGCUCCCGGACUCUGCACUGAGAUUCGUGUCAGAGAGUUACCGGCCAUGGGUUAUGCCUUGGAUGAUCCUCGCGGACCUAGUGGAGAACUCGAGAUUCGUGGUGGCCAGAUUUUCAGCCACUACUAUAAGAAUCUAGAGGAGACUGCAAAGUGCUUGAAAGAUGGAUGGUUUUCCACGGGAGAUGUGGCUAGAAUUGACAAGAACGGAAGAAUCUUCAUCAUUGAUCGUGUGAAGAACUUCUUCAAGUUAUCGCAGGGCGAGUAUGUCACGCCAGAGAAGGUUGAGAACGCCUACCUCAGUGGAAACACCCUUCUUACUCAGUGCUUCGUGCACGGCAACUCGUUGAACCACUUCUUGGUUGCAGUUGUGGGAGUUGACCCCGAGAAGAUCGUGCACUUCUUGUCACGUAAGUGUGGAGUUAAUAAGUCGGAGCUUCUGAGCGAAAGUGCGAUCUUAGAGCAUGUAAACAAGCAUGAGAACAGAACCAAAUUGCUUCGGGAGUUGAACAAGAAUGUUAAGGGUCUUCAGGGAUUCGAGACCGUCCAGAACUUGUACAUUGAGUUUGAGCCAUUACGGUUGGAGAGAGAAGUGAUCACUCCUACGGUGAAGAUCAGACGUCCUAUUGCGGCCAAAUAUUUUGCCAGUCAGAUCGACAGCAUGUACGGAGAGCAACCAUUGGCUACGAAGCAGAAGCUUUAG